GUCCAUGAGUCACAGAUAUCCUUGUGAUGUCGUGGUCAUCUCCUCAUUUCCCUCCUGCCCUGCCCCUGCUGAAGCUAAAGGAGCAAUACCAAGAGGGGAAUGAACACCUGAACCCCCGCCCUCCACCAUGGAAAAGCAAACCCAAGAUAAGAAAACUAAAGCUGCGAAGGCAGAUGAAACCAUACUUCAGAAAAGGAAUACAGAGAAAAUGGAGCUCCCACCCCAGCCAGAGAAGUCUGACGUUGAACUCAGUCUAUAUAAGGAAGAGAGGCAACCAAAGUCCAAGAGCAGUUUAAUUUCAUCUGUAACUGAAGAGGAAGAUGAGAUUGUUCAAAGGAAGGAGAAACGAAAAGUAAAAAAACAAAAAAAGCUUAAAAAGGCCAAAAUCAAAGCAGCCAUUAAGGUCCAGGCCUGGUGGCGUGGCACACUGGUGCGCAGGACCCUGCUCCACGCAGCCCUCAGAGCCUGGAUCAUCCAAUGCUGGUGGCGGUUGACACUCGGGAGGAACCUGGAGAAGAAGCGGAGGAAAGCGCUGAUUGACUACUCCAACAGAGAGAGAGCGGUGGUCAAGCUCCAGUCCCUGAUUCGGAUGUGGCGCAUCCACUGGCGGUACUGCCAGGUCCUCAAUGCCAUCUGCAUCAUCCAGGGCCACUGGAAAUACCACAAUUGCCAGUCUUGCUCCCUCCUGAAAGGUCACUGUGUGAUCACCACCACGCACCUGCAGUUCCACAUUGAGAUCAUUGACCACUGAGAGCUGAUUAGAAGGAACGCUAUGUCUUGGGUCCCCAGUAAAGGUCUAAAUGGUU
Messenger RNA from Peromyscus eremicus (cactus mouse), 806 nucleotides. Its product is annotated as IQ domain-containing protein F2-like. Bases 128 to 751 code for a protein of 207 amino acids. The transcript is spliced from 5 exons. Lineage: Eukaryota; Metazoa; Chordata; Mammalia; Rodentia; Cricetidae. The record is from RefSeq and is a predicted model, not a curated record. Gene Ontology annotation, molecular function: calmodulin binding.